AUGGCUGCAGAACAGGCACUUGGACUCACAGCAUGUGUGAUUACGGCAAUUUUGUUCGGUUCCAUGUUUGUGCCAGUGAAACAUUUCGAAAUUGGUGAUGGAUUUUUCGUGCAAUUUUGUGUGGAUUUUGGUAUAUUUGUGGUUGGGCUAUUCGUCAAUUUUUACAUGCGAUUUCCAGCAUUUCAUCCACUAGCUAUGGUUGGUGGUGCCCUUUGGGCCACUGGCAAUGCGAUGGCAGUACCAAUACUGCGUUCAAUUGGUUUAGGACUGGGGAUGCUCUUAUGGGGUGUAACGAACUGCUUAAUGGGAUGGGCUACCAGCAGUUUUGGCCUUUUUGGUACAAAGGCAAUGCCGCCAGCUAGACCCGAGCUCAACUAUGUCGGACUUGCACUGGUUCUUCUCGGGCAAGUUUUAAAUUCGACCUUAGAUACAGUCAGUUCCAAGUUCAUCGAUUUAUACAUCGUGCUGCAGUUACACCAUUUGCGCAUUUUGUAA
Messenger RNA from Gongylonema pulchrum, 495 nucleotides. The record is from the annotation of a GenBank genome assembly. Lineage: Eukaryota; Metazoa; Nematoda; Chromadorea; Rhabditida; Gongylonematidae.